Spodoptera littoralis (African cotton leafworm) is the source of this 3282-nucleotide messenger RNA. The record is from the annotation of a GenBank genome assembly. NCBI's taxonomy places the organism in Eukaryota, Metazoa, Arthropoda, Insecta, Lepidoptera, Noctuidae.
AUGCCUUGCUGCAAAGUUUCCGUCAAAAAAUCCAUGGUUUGCUCCAUCAGCGAUUGCAUCUGCAUUCCAACUGAUGGGAAACCCUUCCUCUGCUUGAGCAAGGACGAGAACGGGAAGAUAGUUCCCUGCUUCGACUGCAAGGCCGUCCAAGUGGACAACAACGAAUGGAACUGCCUCCCGACUGACGGGAAGUCUUGUCUGUGCAUUUGCACCGACGAGGAAGAUACCAUCAAGUCCUGUGACGACUGCACUUGCAUCAACGCCGAAGAAUGCAAGAAGGAGUUCAAGAAAUGCAACAAACCUGGGUGCGUCUGUCUUCCAACUGAUGGUAAAGAUACCAUCUGUGUCUGCAAGAAGAAUGGGAAGAUCGUUCUGUGCGAAUGCAAUGGCGCCGGCACGUGUGGCAGCGCCACUUGUGUCUGCGUAUCUACCGAAGGCGCCAAAUGCGUGUGCCUCUGCUGCGACGCAAAAGGCAACAUAAAGGUCUGCAAAGAUUGUACCUGCGAUUCUAAGAAGAAAGACUCUCUGAUUUGCAACAAAGAAGGUUGUGUAUGCAUCAUAACGGAUGGGAAACCUUGCGUCUGUGUAUGCAAGAAUGGUGAGGGAAUGAUUGUGCGAUGUGAUGAUUGUGAGUGUGAUGGUUCUGGUAAGUGUGACAAGUCAGAUUGUGUUUGUAUUUCGACUGAUGGUGAGAAGUGUGUUUGUGUGUGUUGCGAUGAUAAAGGUAAUUUUAAGAUUUGCAAAGAUUGUUCUUGCGAAGCUAAGGAGAAGGAAGUCCUGAAGUGUAAUAAGGCUGAGUGUGUUUGCAUUUUGACUGAUGGCAAGUCUUGCAUCUGUGUAUGCAAAAACAGCGAGGGAAAGAUUGUUCGAUGCGAUGGUUGUAAGUGUGAUGAUUCUGGCAAGUGUGACAAGCCAGAAUGUGCUUGCAUCCCGACUGAGGGAGCCAAGUGCGUUUGUGUCUGCUGUGAUGAGCAGGGUAACUUUAAGGUUUGCAAGGACUGUACUUGUGAAUCUAAAGAGAAGGUUGUGCCUAAAUGCAGCAAGGCUGAAUGCGUUUGUAUCUUGACUGAUGGUAAAUCUUGCAUCUGUGUAUGCAAGAACAGCGAAGGAAAGAUCGUUCGCUGCGACGACUGCAAGUGUGAUGGUUCUGGCAAGUGUGAGAAGCCAGAAUGUGCUUGCAUCCCGACUGAGGGAGCCAAGUGCGUUUGUGUCUGCUGUGAUGAGAAGGGUAACUUUAAGGUUUGCAAGGACUGUACUUGUGAAUCUAAAGAGAAGGUUGUGCCUAAAUGCAGCAAGGCUGAGUGUGUUUGCAUCUUGACUGAUGGUAAAUCUUGCAUCUGUGUAUGCAAGAACAGCGAGGGCAAGAUUGUUCGAUGCGAUGACUGCAAGUGUGAUGGUUCUGCUAAGUGUAACAAACCCGAAUGUGCUUGCAUUCCUACUGAAGGAGCUAAGUGCGUUUGUGUCUGCGGCGAUGACAAAGGAAACUUCAAGGUUUGCAAGGAUUGUACUUGUGAAUCUAAAGAGAAGGUUGUGCCUAAAUGCAGCAAGGCUGAAUGCGUUUGCAUCUUGACUGAUGGUAAAUCUUGCAUCUGUGUAUGCAAGAACAGCGAGGGAAAGAUUGUUCGCUGCGAUGAUUGCAAGUGUGAUGGUUCUGGCAAGUGUGACAAGCCAGAAUGUGCUUGCAUUCCUACUGAAGGAGCCAAGUGCGUGUGUGUCUGCUGCGAUGACAAAGGCAACUUUAAGGUCUGCAAGGACUGUACUUGCGGUAACUUUAAAGUCUGCAAGGACUGUACUUGCGAUGUUAAAGAAUGUGUUUGCAUCUUGACUGAUGGCAAGUCUUGCAUCUGUGUAUGCAAGAAUAGUGAGGGAAAGAUUGUUCGAUGCGAUGACUGCAAGUGUGAUGGUUCUGGCAAGUGUGACAAGCCAGAAUGUGCUUGCAUCCCGACUGAGGGAGCCAAGUGCGUGUGUGUCUGUUGUGACGAGAAAGGCAACUUUAAGGUCUGCAAGGACUGUACUUGCGAUGUUAAAGAUGCUUUUACUCCCAAAUGCAGCAAGGCCGAAUGCGUUUGCCUUUUGACUGAUGGCAAGUCUUGCAUCUGUGUAUGCAAGAACAGCGAGGGAAAGAUUGUUCGUUGUGACGACUGCAAGUGUGAUGGUUCUGGCAACUGUGACAAGCCAGAAUGUGCUUGCAUCCCGACUGAGGGAGCUAAGUGCGUGUGUGUCUGUUGUGAUGAGCAGGGUAACUUUAAGGUUUGCAAGGACUGUACUUGCGAUGUUAAAGAUGCUUUUACUCCCAAAUGCAGCAAGGCCGAAUGCGUUUGCCUUUUGACUGAUGGCAAGUCUUGUAUCUGCGUAUGCAAGAACAGCGAGGGCAAGAUUGUUCGAUGCGAUGACUGCAAGUGUGAUAGUUCUGGCAAGUGUGACAAGCCAGAAUGUGCUUGUAUUCCUACAGAGGGAGCUAAAUGCGUUUGUGUCUGUUGUGAUGACAAAGGCAACUUUAAAGUCUGCAAGGACUGUACUUGUGAAUCUAAAGAGAAGGUUGUGCCUAAAUGCAGCAAGGCUGAGUGUGUUUGCAUCUUGACUGAUGGCAAGUCUUGCAUCUGUGUAUGCAAGAAUAGUGAGGGAAAGAUUGUUCGUUGUGACGAAUGCAAGUGUGAUGGUUCUGGCAAGUGUGACAAGCCAGAAUGUGCUUGUAUUUCUACUGAGGGAGCUAAAUGCGUUUGUGUCUGUUGCGAUGACAAAGGCAAUUUUAAAGUAUGCAAGAACUGUACUUGCGAUGCCCAGGAGACGGUAGCUCCGAAAUGCAACAAUGCUAAAUGCGUUUGCAUCUUGACUGAUGGCAAGUCUUGCAUCUGUGUAUGCAAGAACAGCGAGGGAAAAAUUGUUCGAUGCGAUGACUGCAAGUGUGAUGGUUCUGGCAAGUGUGACAAGCCAGAAUGUGCUUGCAUCCCGACUCAGGGAGCCAAAUGCAUUUGCGUCUGUUGUGAUGAGAAGGGUAACUUUAAGGUUUGCAAGGAUUGCACUUGUGGAAAACUAACUGUCUGCAAGGACUGUGCUUGCUGUGACAAAGAUUGUGUCUGUUUCUUGACACAGGGAAAACCUGUCAUUCGUGUAUGCAAGAAAGAUGUAAAAUUAACAGUAUGCAAGGAUUUUCUGAAUGAUGAAGCUUGCAAGUGUGAGGAGUGCUGCGUGUUGAUUGGCACUCAUGGAAAGAAAUGCGUGUGUGUGUAUAAGGAUGAAAAUAAUUGUAUCGUUGUGUGCGACAAAUGUGACUGCGCAUAA